Molecule: messenger RNA, 4230 nt
Organism: Microtus ochrogaster (prairie vole)
Lineage: Eukaryota; Metazoa; Chordata; Mammalia; Rodentia; Cricetidae
Gene: Papolg
Product: poly(A) polymerase gamma
Biological process (GO): RNA 3'-end processing
Cellular component (GO): nucleus
Molecular function (GO): poly(A) RNA polymerase activity; RNA binding
Source: RefSeq, a predicted model, not a curated record
CGCAGAGGGCGAGAGGCAGCCUGGGAAGCAGCGCCAUAUUGGCGGCGGCCGCGCUGUAUUGUCAUAAAUAGAGCCGGUUUUGUGGUGUUUUCACUACUCGGUUGACUGCCUCGGCCGUAGUGAGUGGGGAAGUGAGCGAGCAAGCGAGCUGCAAGCGAGCAAAGGGAAGUGGACAGAGGAAGGAAGAGAGGGCAAGAACAGGACCCCAGAGCGAAAGACACUCGCUGGAGAGAGACGCAGGAAGCGAUGAAAGAGAUGUCUGCAAACACUAUGCUGGACAGCCAGCAUCAACAAAAGCAUUAUGGAAUUACCUCUCCUAUUAGUUUGGCAUGUCCUAAGGAAAUUGAUCAUAUUUAUACACAGAAAUUAAUUGAUGCCAUGAAACCGUUUGGAGUAUUUGAAGAUGAGGAAGAAUUGAACCACAGGCUGGUUGUUCUUGGUAAAUUGAACAAUUUAGUGAAACAAUGGAUUUCUGACAUCAGUGAAAGUAAGAAUCUCCCCCCUUCUGUUGUGGCUACUGUUGGUGGUAAAAUUUUCACAUUUGGAUCUUAUAGGCUUGGAGUACACACCAAAGGAGCUGAUAUUGAUGCACUUUGUGUAGCCCCAAGACACGUGGAGAGAUCAGAUUUUUUUCAAUCUUUUUUUGAAAAAUUGAAACAUCAAGACGGCAUUAGAAACUUAAGAGCUGUAGAAGAUGCCUUUGUGCCUGUUAUAAAAUUUGAAUUUGAUGGUAUUGAAAUUGAUCUAGUCUUUGCAAGACUGGCAAUACAAACCAUAUCAGAUAAUUUAGAUCUAAGAGACGACUCUCGCCUAAGAAGCCUUGAUAUACGGUGUAUCCGCAGCUUAAAUGGGUGUAGAGUUACUGAUGAAAUUUUGCACUUAGUGCCAAAUAAAGAAACCUUUAGACUCACCCUAAGAGCAGUCAAAUUAUGGGCAAAACGUCGUGGUAUUUACUCCAAUAUGCUGGGAUUCCUUGGUGGAGUCUCCUGGGCAAUGCUAGUUGCCAGAACUUGCCAACUGUAUCCAAAUGCAGCAGCUUCAACUUUAGUUCACAAGUUUUUUUUAGUUUUUUCCAAAUGGGAAUGGCCAAAUCCUGUGCUGUUGAAGCAACCAGAAGAAAGCAACUUGAAUUUGCCUGUCUGGGAUCCUCGGGUAAAUCCAUCAGAUAGAUAUCAUCUUAUGCCCAUAAUCACCCCUGCCUACCCACAACAGAAUUCUACAUAUAAUGUGUCUACAUCUACUCGAACAGUAAUGGUAGAAGAAUUUAAACAAGGUCUUGCAGUUACGGAUGAAAUUCUUCAAGGGAAAUCAGACUGGUCCAAACUAUUAGAGCCUCCAAAUUUCUUUCAAAAAUACAGGCAUUAUAUAGUAUUGACUGCCAGUGCAUCAACAGAAGAAAAUCAUCUCGAAUGGGUUGGAUUAGUGGAAUCUAAAAUCCGUGUGCUUGUUGGAAACUUGGAGCGUAAUGAAUUUAUUACUCUUGCCCAUGUGAAUCCCCAGUCAUUCCCAGGAAACAAAGAACAUCAUAAAGCCAACAAUUACGUAUCAAUGUGGUUCCUCGGAAUAAUUUUUCGGAGAGUAGAAAAUGCAGAAAGUGUCAACAUAGACUUGACAUAUGAUAUACAGUCAUUUACUGAUACAGUGUACAGGCAGGCAAACAAUAUAAAUAUGUUAAAGGAUGGAAUGAAAAUCGAAGCAACUCAUGUAAAGAAAAAACAACUUCAUCAUUAUUUACCUGCAGAGAUUCUUCAAAAGAAGAAAAAGAGUCUUUCUGAUGUAAGCCGGAGUUCAGGUGGCCUUCAGUCCAAAAGAUCAUCUCUGGAUAGCAGCUGUCUGGAUAGCUCCAGAGACACCGACAGUGGAACACCUUUUCCCUCGCCAGUGUCUACAAAUAAGUCUUCAAACCCAGACAGCCCUGUGGGAGAAGCAGAGAGGAAUAGUACUGAGCCUGCGACUGUAGUUGUAGAGAAGCUACCCAGUGUCCCCCCAGCUCAAGGGCUGUCUAUUCCAGUCAUUGGUGCAAAGGUUGAUCCUACAGCGAAAGCUGCAUCCUCCCCAUCUGUAUGUACCAUUCCUACUGUAGUAGGACGUAACGUUAUUCCUAGAGUCACAACACCUCACAACCCUGUCCAGGGACAACCACAUCUAAAUGGACUCUCUAAUAUAAGUAAGAAUGUUACACCCAAAAGAUCCCAUUCGCCACCUACAGAUGGGACUUCAAAGAGGUUGAAAGACAUAGAAAAGUUUAUUCGACUUGAGUCAGCAUUUAAAGACUCCCGUGCUGCCGAGGAUAGGAAAAGAAAGCCAAUGGUAACUAUGUUAAUACUGCACUCAGAAUGGGAACUUGAAGAGCAACAGACUAUGAAAGGCACCGUAGAAAGAUGCCAUUGGUGGAGAAUCUAUGCCCAUUCCAACUAUUGAUACAUCACGGAAAAAGAGACUACCCAGUAAAGAACUGCCAGAUUCAUCGUCUCCAGUUCCAGCAAGCAACAUCCGCGUCAUCAAAAACUCCAUCCGACUGACUCUCAACCGGUAAUCGCAGUGGUAAUAGCUGUGCCUCUUCACUUAGUGACCAUGCAGUCACACAGUGGCGUAGAUGGCGUGACAGUCCAGUCAACAGCCUCAUGACCUUGGAGUGGUUUUUGAACUCUCACAUUUGACCUUGAGAUGCUGUAGCAUUCUCACUGAUUGCUACCCACGCCCUCUGAGGAUCACCUGCUAGUAAAUGUCACCUGCAGUAUUAUGGCUUUGCAUUUUGAGGUUUUACUGCCUUAACUUUUGAUGUUUGUUUCUUUGUCAUGGGAACCAGUUCUUGGCCACUUGGACUUUGAUGAAACCAGCCCUGAACUGUGUGUGUGUGUUUGUUUGUUUGGGUUUUUUGUUUGUUUGGUUGGUUUUUUGUUGUUGUUGUUUAAGUCUUACGUUGUAAUCAUUGUAUAGAGCUGAAAAAGUUAAAAAAAAAAAACCUGUCUUGUAAUUUCCAAAUGUUUGUAUGUUUACUUUAGCAUUGAAGCCACUUUGUGAAGUUAUUGAAUGUGAGAUAUGUUUCUGCUUCUUUCUUUGUGCAGAUGUCUAUUUUGUUAAUUUAUUUUUUUCAGAUUGGCACAUAAAUAUUUAAACUAUUUUUUGUGCUUUUGUCCACAUGUUGCAUAGUUUCCAGGGAGGACUGACUAGUCCAGUGACUACACAAGAGUUGGGCACCAUAAAUUCUCAGUAUUUUGCCUCCCAUGGAGGUCUUCAAAAUGCAUCUUUAUUAAAAAUCAGACUGUAACCAGGAUACUGAAAGUCAGUAUAUGAAUGGUGAAAUUGUUACAUGUCUUACUAUCUCAUGACAUUCUUGUUAGCUGAUUGGUAUUUUUUACAAAGGAAGAAUUCAUCCCACCAUCAAUGAUAAGAUACAUUUAAGUAUGGCAGACUUGUAUUUUUGAAGUAUAAAAUUAACUCAGCAUGGUAAUCCCUCGCCAUAGCCUCCAGCAGUCUCUUCAUGGGUUAGGCAUGCAGAAUAAGCAGUGGGUUUUAUUGAAACCUCAAAGCAUUUUUGAAUGACAUUGUUACCAACCAUUAAUUGGCUCAGGACCUUUGUAGUUUUAUUUAACUAUAUGAGUUGUCUUUUUUUACACUGCUUUUUUCAGUGCAUUUCUUAAUAUUUUUUAAGUUUCAUGAAUGCAUGCUCAGUUUAUUAAAAGUCCACAACCAUGUAAUUCUUGUAAUCUGUUGACUCCGUGUUUUGUAAAUGAAGUCGUAUGUAUUUUCAGAGUAUUUUUGUAUGUACUGUAAGAUAUCAUCUUUUCAAAGAGAAACUUUAAAACCGUUACUGUCUGUCUUUAAUUUUUUGAAUAGGCUUAAUUAAUAUAUUUAAAAUGAAACUCAGCAUAGCCAGGAAGUCUUGAGCUCUCACUCAGCUGUGCAGUAGGCCAGAGGGGGCAAUACAUUGGAGUAGUGCAGGGUUCACAAGACACAUGGGAGAAAGAACAGCCUGUUUUCACGUACACCAGCUUUACACCUUUACAUUGAGACUGUCGUGGUGUUGUGCCCUCCCUGCCCGUUCUGAUUUUAGGGCUGUGCCGCUCCCAUGUUCUGUGUCAAAGGCCAGGGGUUGUGGCUUCUUUGGCAGUGCUAUUUUCAUAGUUAACCUCUUCCUAAAUUGAAAUGUUUGGGAUUUGUUCUACAAAUAUGCAAAACUGAAUGAUUAUGAAAGGACUGAUGGGUGUUGGUGGCACACACCUUUAA